AUGGACAAGGAGACGAAAAUUAUUGACGUGCGUGAUUUGAAUACGCCCGAUAAUUGGAUCGAACGUGCUCCAGAAUUAAUUCGACUGACCGGGAAUCAUCCGUUCAAUUGUGAGCCACCUCUUACAAAAUUACUGCAAUGUGGUUUUUUGACUCCAACAAGAUUACAUUUUGUUCGAAAUCAUGGCUAUGUACCAAAAAUUGAUUGGAAUGAACAUCGUGUUCGUGUUUGUGGGUGAGUUCGACAGUUAACGGUGGUGUAAAAUGAAUGGCGGUCUCAGUAGUUUCUAUUUUUCUAAGGUUAGUGUUUUUUUUAACAGAUGUCCCGCGAAAUACUCUACAAAACCAUACAUAAACUUUAAUUUCAGAGCUUCAAUCAAGAAAACUAAGCAAAUUAUAGGAAAAACGAGAAAAAAUUAAAACUUUUUAAAGUCAAAAACGAUUUCUUGUGUUAACAUUUUAAUAGUAAGAAAACCUGAAUCAUCCAUCCAUUAUGCAGUCCUGACUUCUCUCUAUCUUUUAGCUACACUUCACAUUUUUUCACAUCAAAACUCAUAGAAAAGUAAUCAUUUUUUUAUUUGUUAACACGCAUUUUUUCAUUAAUUUUUCAAAUUCUGGCUAUAGUGGUGAACCUGAAGAACAAACAGUAACGGCGAUCAUUUCUUUUAAAGAUACUUUUAGAGUAAAGGUACUUUUGAUCACCAAAAAAAGAUACUUUUGAUCACCAAACGCUUUUAGAUACAAAUGAUCACCAAGAAAAGAUACUUUUGAUCACCAAAUUUUUUAGAUACAAAUGAUCACCAAAAAAAGGUACUUUUGAUCACCAAACGCCUUU
This is a messenger RNA of Didymodactylos carnosus, 833 nucleotides long. Lineage: Eukaryota; Metazoa; Rotifera; Eurotatoria; Philodinida; Philodinidae. The record is from the annotation of a GenBank genome assembly.